This is a messenger RNA of Nymphaea colorata (pocket water lily), 2203 nucleotides long. RefSeq names its product calcium-dependent protein kinase 2-like. Gene Ontology annotation, cellular component: cytoplasm; nucleus. The transcript is spliced from 8 exons. The record is from RefSeq and is a predicted model, not a curated record. Gene Ontology annotation, biological process: protein autophosphorylation; intracellular signal transduction; peptidyl-serine phosphorylation. NCBI's taxonomy places the organism in Eukaryota, Viridiplantae, Streptophyta, Magnoliopsida, Nymphaeales, Nymphaeaceae. Gene Ontology annotation, molecular function: ATP binding; calcium-dependent protein serine/threonine kinase activity; calcium ion binding. The coding region runs from base 358 to 1968 and encodes 536 amino acids.
AGUUCCAAGGAGACAACCUCGUGUUUUAGGAAUAAGAAUUUGCGUUCGUUCACUACAAGUAACGGGCCACGAGGAAGGAUACCUCUCUCAUUGGGAGCAAAGCAACUAAGCAAGGAAUCCAUUUGCAAAGUAGAGCCAGUUGUUUGCUUUACAGAGUGGUGGUUCUGCUUAAACUUGAAGCAUCAGAAGCAGUCCACCCAUCUUCCUUCCUUCCUUGCUCCAUACUUCGUUAUUUUGCACCCCCACCAUCGAAUAUAAGACCAAACCGUGUCUCCUUCAUCCUUCUGAGUUCAACCUCUGAAACGAAUUCUCCUCAAUCCAUCAACAGUUCAGCAAAAAUAUUUGUUCUGACAGGAGAUGGGUUUGUGCUUCUCGAGUUCAAUGCGUGAAAUUUCAAUCUCCGAAGGACGUUGGACUCCAAAAAGUACGAGUGCUCGAGACCAAGCUCAAAACAGCAAAAAAGCUGCGACCAACAAUCCCAGAAACGAUGAAGACGUGAAGACCAAUGAUCGGAAAGGGGGCCAUCCAGUGUCGAGGGCCAUGUCCUCUACUGCUGCUGCUGCUGGAACCAUUCUGGGAAAGCCCAUGGUGAACGUUCACUCUCUGUAUAAGAUGGAGAAGGAGCUCGGAAGAGGCCAAUUUGGUGUCACCUAUCGCUGUACCGAGCUUGCCACUGGCACUCAGUACGCCUGCAAGACAAUAUCAAAGAGUAAAUUGGUCAGUAAGUCUGACAUAGAGGACAUGAAGAGGGAGGUCCUGAUCCUGCAACACCUCACGGGACAGCCUAACAUUGUGGAAUUCAAGGGAGCAUACGAGGAUAAGCAGUCUGUUCAUUUGGUGAUGGAGUUGUGUUCGGGCGGUGAGCUUUUUGAUAGGAUCAUCGCUAAGGGCAGCUAUUCAGAGAAGGAGGCAGCGAGAAUCUGCAGGCAAAUUGUGAAUGUGGUCAAUGCUUGCCAUUUCAUGGGGGUCAUUCAUAGGGACCUAAAGCCAGAGAAUUUCUUGCUGGAAAGCAAGGAUGAAAAUUCUCCCAUUAAAGCUACGGAUUUCGGGUUGUCAGUUUUCAUUGAACAAGGCAAAAUAUACACAGAAGUUGUUGGAAGUGCCUAUUAUGUGGCUCCAGAGGUACUACGUCGAAGGUACGGGAAGGAAAUUGAUAUCUGGAGUGCUGGAGUUAUACUGUACAUUCUUCUCAGUGGCGUACCUCCAUUUUGGGCUGAGACAGAGAAAGGCAUAUUUGAUGCAAUCUUAAGAGGUCAAAUUGACUUUGAGAGUGAACCAUGGCCUUCCAUAACCGACUCUGCAAAAGAUCUUAUUAGAAAGAUGUUGACGCCAGAUCCAAAGAAGCGCCACACAGCUGCCCAAGUUCUUGAACAUCCAUGGAUCAAACGAGAUGGUGUGGCUUCAGACAAACCCAUAGGCAGUGCAGUUCUAUCUAGGAUGAAGCAGUUCAGGGCAAUGAACAAGCUAAAGAAAUUGGCACUAAAGGUUAUCGCUGAAAACAUUUCAGAGGAAGAGAUCAAGGGGUUGAAGGAGAUGUUCAGAAACAUGGAUACUGAUAAUAGCGGCACUAUCACAUAUGAAGAGCUAAAAACUGGUUUGGCUAGACUAGGAUCACAACUUACUGAAGCUGAAGUGAAGCAACUGAUGGAUGCUGCUGAUGUUGAUAAAAAUGGGACCAUUGAUUAUGUUGAGUUCAUCACUGCAACCAUGCAUCGGCACAGGUUGCAAACAGAAGAAAACUUAAUUAAGGCUUUUCAAUACUUUGACAAGGAUAAUGACGGUUAUAUCACCACAGACGAGUUGUAUCAGGCUAUGAAAGGUUAUGGUAUGGGUGAUGAAAGCACUAUCAAGGAAGUUCUUGAUGAAGUGGACACAAACAAUGAUGGAGUCAUCAAUUAUGAAGAAUUUUUUGCCAUGAUGAUGAGGGGAACUCAUGAAGCCAGUGGCAUGAGGAAAAAGUUCUCUUGAAAAUCUGUAUAUGCUGUUCAAUGGGGAGUCAUCUUCACCAUAUGCGUUGGAUCAUAACAUGUGGCUGCACAUUAUAUUUGUUGAAUCAUGUUCUUAACAACACGCAUUUCAUUUGCCGAGAAAUUGCAGCUCUUGUAAUGCAGGGUAUUCUGCAGACUGGCAGCUUCACAUAAAUCUUGUUAUAUCUUCAGCCAUCACUACCAAAAUAAAGGAUUGACAUUUGAAUUUAGUAGAA